AUGCAACUCUUCGACGUCAAUGUCGGGAAUGUGUCAUGGCCGUCUCUAUAUAACCCUAUCAUCGACCUGAUAGGUGGUGAUAAUGCUCCGCCUGUUGAGCCAGGAGGAAAGUAUCUCACCCAAGCAGAUGGUAAGUGGGCCUAUCAGUCUCACGUCCCAGCAACGCACCGACGCGGAUACCCCAGACAUAUUCCGCUUCACUCUCUACUGGACGCUCAUCUUCCAUGUGCCUUUGUACGUUCUCGUUGGGACGUAUGCCUUCUUCAACGUGUUGUUCCCGCCUGCACGAGGGCGCUUGCGUCGGUCACGAUUUCGUACAUUGGCGCGCACGGGUGUUAGUUCAGAAGGAGAAUCGGUGCCCAUGAACCCUCUGCCGAAUCUACAUCCAAAUUCUGCGUAUAUGACAGCACCGCCGGCCUCCCAUCCGAGUGCAGAGACGUUAUCAACUUCACCUAGACGAGUUGGUAAACGGCUCAACGCGGGGCGCACGCGAUUGAUGUUUGCACUGAUCAUCUUUCUCUCGUUUGUUGGUCUGGGCAUCGUCAGCGCUGUCGCUGGUGCUGCGGUGAUGGGUUUCGUGAUUGCGGGCGUAUACAAGGCGGGUGGGUUCUGGGUUUCGACAUGGGUCCCAUUUGUAUGGGCUGUUAUACAUGCCUUAGUGGGACUACUCGGGAUAUGGCCUUCUGUUAUCGAGAUCAUAUGAUGACGCUCAUUGCGAUCUUUUCUUUCCCUCGUGGAUCUUAUCCGAUACGGAUGGCGUACGUGUGCGUACGCGUGUACUUUCUUACGUUAGUUGGAGCGAUAGGUUAAGAGGUACGUUUAUAGGUGUGACGAUAAAGUUAUAAACG
Molecule: messenger RNA, 848 nt
Organism: Pisolithus orientalis
Lineage: Eukaryota; Fungi; Basidiomycota; Agaricomycetes; Boletales; Pisolithaceae
Exons: 3
Coding region: 83-703 (206 amino acids)
Source: RefSeq, a predicted model, not a curated record